CUUUUUAUCACCAAUAAUAAAUAUUUCCUAUAAAAGUAAUAUGAAUGCUGCGCUCUGAAUACAAACACCCCACUCUCCAUUAAACUCCACUCUCUUCCUUCUCUUACUGUAAUUAUUAUAUGAGAGAGAUUGAAACUUUGCUUUUAGUUUUUCUAUUAUUUAAUAUUUCUAAUUGAUUGAUUUAAAAUGUGAACUUUUUCGUUGUUUUAUCAGCUUUUCACUUUUAUUACUUUUUCCUCAUUUUAUGCCCCCAUUUAAUUUGGGGUUUUUUGUAUCAAUUUUCCAUUUUUCAUGCUUUUCUCUGAAAAAAUGGCGAUUUGGAUUUCUGGGUUUUCCACUUUCAUCUCUUUUUUGCUGUUUCAUGUCUGUUUUAGCGAUGCCCAGAUGACAGGAUUUGUGAGUCUUGAUUGUGGAGGUACAGAUAGUCACACUGACAAACUUGGUAUUCAAUGGGUUCCUGAUGACCAAAUUAGAUUCGGACAGACAGCUAAUAUAUCUAAUCCAGAUGAAACACGGACACAGUAUAUGAAAGUAAGAUACUUCCCUAAUGAUAACAGGAAGUACUGCUACACUCUAAAUGUAACAAGCAGGACUAGGUUCCUAGUGAGAGCCACAUUCUUAUAUGGAAACUUCGACAACAACAAUGUUUAUCCAAAGUUUGACGUUUCGAUUGGGGCAACCCCUUGGUCUACCAUUGUCAUCUCAGAUGCUACUACUGUGGAGGUGAUUGAAAUGAUAUUUCUUGCUGCUGAGCCAACAAUAAGUGUGUGCUUAUCCAAUGCUACAACAGGGCUGCCCUUUAUUUCUACACUUGAGCUUCGGCAAUUCAAUGGUUCAAUGUACAUAACAGAUUAUGAAAAUCAGUACUACAUGAGUGUAUCUGCCAGAAUUAAUUUUGGAGCGGAUAGUGCAGAUCCUGUGAGGUAUCCUGAUGAUCCAUAUGAUAGAAUAUGGGAAUCUGACUCUCUGAAGAAACCGAAUUAUCUAGUUGAUGUUGCUGCAGGCACUGAGAAAAUUUCUACAAAGCUGCCAAUCGAUGUUAGUGCAGAUGACCGACCACCUCAGAAAGUGAUGCAAACAGCUGUAGUAGGCAGAAAUGGAACAUUGUCAUACCGCUUAAACUUAGAUGGCUUUCCUGGUGGUGGGUGGGCUUUCUCAUAUUUUGCAGAAAUUGAAGACAUAGGUCCGACUGACGUAAGGAAAUUUAGGGUUAUGCUUCCUGAUGCACCUCAGGUUUCUAAAGCAGCUGUAAAUAUCCUUGAAAAUGCUCAAGGAAAGGACCGUCUCUAUGAGCCUGGAUUUCAAAAUUUGACCCUCCCUUUUGUGAUGUCCUUUAAAUUUGUCAAGACAUCUGAUUCUUCAUUGGGGCCUCUCGUGAAUGCUAUGGAGAUCAAUAAGUAUGUCAAGAAAAGUGGCGGUACCAUGGAUGGAUCUACUAUAGCAAAACUUGUUACACCUUACUUAUCUGCUGAUUGGGCUCAAGAAGGCGGUGAUCCAUGCCUGCCUGUUCCUUGGUCAUGGUUGGAGUGCAACUCAGACCCUCAACCACUUAUAACUGCAAUUCAUUUAUCGAAGAAAAACUUGACUGGAAAUGUCCCUUCAGAACUCACAAACUUGGGUGGUUUGAUUGAGCUAUGGCUUGAUGGGAAUUCACUAACUGGACCAAUUCCUGAUUUUAGUGGCUGUCCGAACUUGAAAACAAUUCAUCUGGAGAACAAUCAAUUGACAGGUGCAGUUCCAUCAUCCUUGGCUGAUCUCCAUAAUCUGAGAGAAGUGUUCUUGCAAAACAAUAAGCUGCAUGGAACAUUGCCGUCUGACCUUCCUAAUAACCUUGUUUUGAACAUCACUGGAAAUGCUGGUCUUCAUAAAGCAAGCAGAAGCUUUCGGACUGGUGUAGUAGUUGGAAGUACAAUUGGCGCUGCUGUUUUUCUCAUAGCAACUAUAAUAUCAUGUCAUUUUCUGCACAAAGGAAAGAAGUCCAAAAAAAGAUAUAGUGACCAAGCCCGCCUUGGGAAUAUUCUUCCAUCUCAGAAGUUAUCUUCUUCCUUGGAGAGCACUGCAACAGAAGCUGCCCAUUGCUUCACUUUUUCAGAAUUGCAAGAAGCCACAAAGGAUUUUGAGAGAAAAAUUGGCUCUGGAGGUUAUGGGGUGGUGUACUAUGGUAAAUUAAAAGAUGGACGAGAAAUUGCAGUCAAAGUUCUAACUAGUAACUCCUUCCAGGGAAGACGAGAAUUCUCAAACGAGGUGACUCUCCUCUCAAGGAUUCACCACAGAAAUCUGGUGCAGUUUCUAGGAUAUUGCCAAGAAGAUGGAAAAAGCAUCCUUGUUUACGAGUUCAUGCACAAUGGAACUCUCAAAGAGCAUCUCUAUGGUCCUUUAACCCGAGAAAGGAGCAUAAAUUGGAUCCAGCGCCUUGAGAUUGCUGAAGAUGCGGCAAGAGGAAUUGAAUAUCUUCACACGGGCUGUGUGCCAGCUAUCAUCCAUAGAGAUUUAAAAACCAGCAACAUUUUAUUGGACAAGAAUACUAGGGCCAAAGUUUCGGAUUUUGGUCUCUCAAAACUUGCAGUGGAUGGAGCUUCGCACGUAUCAAGCAUUGUCAGGGGCACUGUUGGUUAUCUAGAUCCUGAGUAUUAUAUCUCACAACAGCUGACUGACAAAAGUGAUGUCUAUAGUUUUGGUGUAAUUUUGCUCGAGCUAAUAUCAGGGCAGGAAGCAAUAUCUAACGAAAGUUUUGGUGUUAACUGUCGGAACAUAGUUCAAUGGGCUAAAAUGCACAUUGAAAGUGGUGACAUUCAAGGAAUAAUUGAUCCCUCGUUGAGAGAUGAAUAUGACAUUCAAUCUAUGUGGAAGAUAGCUGAGAAAGCCUUGCUGUGUGUCCAAGCUCAUGGUCAUAUGAGACCAUCAAUGUCAGAAGUGCUCAAAGAGGUACAAGACGCUAUCAUGAUCGAGAAGGAAACGCAAGCAGCAAGAGAAGGCAACUCUGAUAACAUCUCCAGACACUCCUUGCACUCCUCCAUCCACUUAGGCUCCAUGGACUUAGGGCCAACUGAUAGUUACUUGUCAAUAGAUGAGUCCAUUGCUAGGCCAACUGCGCGGUAGCUAUUUAACAUAUAUGAUACAUCCACCUAGUGACACUUUUUUUGGUAUAUUUAUUCUAGGCUUCAAAUUUUGCUGGUUCAUCUGUGAAGCUGCUCAGAUGAGAGGGUGUUCUAGAAUGUAGAGCCUGUCCCUCGUGCAAAACAGGGUUGCAGUCAGGUUGUAAAUUGGGUACGUGACACAUGCACAUAUAUUUCUUCAAGUUAGUGGUUUAUGCUUAUUCUGUGUGUUUAUAUUCUCCCUGUCAGAAUUAGUUGACACCAUAAGAUUGUAAUUUGACUGACCAAUGCGAUGAUACAUAUUAUUCUGUCCCUUUUAGUACCAGUUUAAGUGUGACUGUCAACUAAUUAGGAACGGGGAAGUAAUUUGGUUGCAUGGUAUCGCUGAGAUUUUGAUUUUUUUUUUUUUUUUUUUUUUUUUUUUUUUUUUUUUUUUUUAACUUUU
Molecule: messenger RNA, 3540 nt
Organism: Chenopodium quinoa (quinoa)
Lineage: Eukaryota; Viridiplantae; Streptophyta; Magnoliopsida; Caryophyllales; Amaranthaceae
Product: probable LRR receptor-like serine/threonine-protein kinase At1g67720
Exons: 15
Coding region: 292-3099 (935 amino acids)
Biological process (GO): protein phosphorylation
Molecular function (GO): protein binding; ATP binding; protein kinase activity
Source: RefSeq, a predicted model, not a curated record